UGGGAUACAGCAGGACAAGAACGAUUCCGUACAAUUACCUCCAGCUAUUAUAGAGGUGCUCAUGGUAUCAUCGUUGUAUAUGACAUUACGGACCAGGAGUCAUUCAAUAAUGUGAAACAGUGGCUACAGGAGAUUGACCGGUAUGCAUGUGAGAAUGUCAAUAAGUUGCUUGUUGGAAAUAAAUGUGAUUUGACAACCAGAAGGGCAGUCGAACAAAGCGCUGCCAAGGAAUACGCUGAUCAGUUGGGGAUUCCGUUUUUGGAAACAUCCGCGAAAUCAUCAACGAACGUCGAGCAGGCAUUUUUAACAAUGGCAUCCGAAAUAAAGAACCGAAUGGGCCCAGUUCAACAAGUUGGUACAGGGCCAUCAGUACGUAUCGGGGGAUCUCAGCCAGUGAAUGAAAAGAAGAGCGGUGGUUGCUGCUGAGAGUUGUUGAAAUAUUUCUUUCUUUUAAAUGACUGUGUUAUCUAUUCCCUAUAUCUUUUAGACAGUCAAAAAAAUACAUUUUUCAACUUUUCAUCCAGAAUAUUCCUUCUAUUUCUCUUUUUCCUUCAAACUACUUUUCAGUUACUUUUUUUUGUUGAAAAAAACGUAAGAUUUCUCAUUACAUUGAUUCAGCUGUGAUGUGAGUUUAUUUUGUUUUACUUUUCUUAUUGGAUUGCUUUUUUCGGAAUUUUCCUUAGUUUUUCCUGCUAUCGAAACUCGAUAUUAUUGGUUUAGUUAAAUACUGUUUAUUUAACAGUAUGUGACAGUAAAUUCUUGUUAUUAGAGAAUAAUAAUGAAUUUUUGAGAUGACUGCUUUGGAAGUAGGCGUCUCGUUUUGUCAUAUUUUAAUUGCGAAAACACUGUGAUGGAAAGGGUUUUACUGCGACUGAUAGCAGAUUUUAUUAUUGCUUAUAAACGAAUUUCAUUCUGGUCUUCCUAAUCAAGUUCGGGGGUUCUUUUAGGCUUUUCUUGAGAGUUUUAACACUGUGAUCAUGUAACGAUUGUGACGUUGUUCGACUUAGAAGUCCUAUAUUUCAUCGUUUGGAAAUGAUGUGUUCAGUAGACGGUUCAUAGAGAACCCUCGCAAUCCUUCCCUUUUCUAUCUUAUCAUUUUUUUCCAUUCUUAUAAUACGGAAACAAAUUUUUAAUCACCAAUUACUUUCAAGCAUGUCAUUGAUCCAUGGCUUUAAAAACCAGUUACAGUUUUUGCCGAAAAAUGAAAGGUUUGUAGAUGCAUUCAGUUCUUCUUUUCUGCCCUGAAGUCACUAAAAAACAGUUGUCAUUGUGGCAUGAAUGCAUUCAAAUUAUCAUUAUUUCACCAUAUAGUUUCACAAUAUCAUCGCUUGCCCAAAAAAUCGU
Loa loa (African eye worm) is the source of this 1344-nucleotide messenger RNA. RefSeq lists its product as hypothetical. The annotation marks the transcript as partial. The transcript is spliced from 4 exons. Gene Ontology annotation, molecular function: GTPase activity; GTP binding. The record is from RefSeq and is a predicted model, not a curated record. NCBI's taxonomy places the organism in Eukaryota, Metazoa, Nematoda, Chromadorea, Rhabditida, Onchocercidae.